Messenger RNA from Anopheles merus, 1544 nucleotides. RefSeq lists its product as uncharacterized. The record is from RefSeq and is a predicted model, not a curated record. Gene Ontology annotation, molecular function: protein binding. Lineage: Eukaryota; Metazoa; Arthropoda; Insecta; Diptera; Culicidae. The transcript is spliced from 7 exons. Bases 64 to 1452 code for a protein of 462 amino acids. Gene Ontology annotation, biological process: positive regulation of transcription by RNA polymerase II; cytokine production.
GAAAAGAAAUAAACGCAGUUGAUAGCAAGUCCGAACAAGCUUCGCCGAACAAACAACACCAGCAUGUCGGAUAUUUUUGGCAAUUUGGAUAAUUUUCUAGAGAACUACGAUGAGGAUGACGUAGCAUCAACAAGCGCGCUAAACGAUUCACAAGACUGCAUUGCAAACGAUUCCUUCGACAGCAGCAGAAGCGAAGGGGCACGAAAAACGCUCGCCGCGAAGAACAAAGCAACAGGAAAGAGGAAAAGUAAUGCUGGUGGCAAAAGAACUCAAAGCAGCGAAAGCACAUCAUUAACCUCCGCAGAUAGUACCGUAGAUGUGGGCCAUACUCUGGACACGUUAGCUUCAACUCCUGAACUGCUUCCGCCCGUCGUCGAUUUGACGCCGACUGUCGCAGGCGUCGGAGACGAAAUUAGACAGCUUUCCCGUUUGUUCGAUUCCAUAUUUUGUUCGCAAAAUCCAAUCGUGAAGGAAUUUCUGAAGAAUAGGAAUGCUACUGCCGCUAAGCGAGCCUACACUACAGUGUGCAACAGUUAUCAUCGGAAACCACCUGUAACAGCGAACGACAUGAAAAAGAUAAUGGGUAAAAUCGAUGCUUCGAAACGUAGCCUGCAACAGCUAGAGCAGGAAAUACAAACCCUCCUUUCGCCCGUAUCAACAAACCCCUUUCCGCCACCCCGCUCCCGCCGAUCAAGAGGACCUACUGCACAGGCAAAUCGAGCGCCAGUAUUAGCUGUGAUAUCAUUGGACUGUGAUGAUGACCCGACGCCAUCACAGCCAAUUUUCCAAUCACAAUACCGGCGUGUGACUAGAAGAAGUGGAGCAAGCGAGGCUGGCACUCAAUCUAAUACGAUAAGCUUAGACUCCGAUGACGAGGGUAGUGGUGGAGCAGUAGAGCUGGAACCUUCAUUUAGCGCCGCAAACAGUUCGUUCGAAACGGAAAACUACGAAAUGCGCAUCAAAAUCAAGUGGGGCCGGGGCAUCGAAACGUUCGUCCAUCGGCGGUAUCAAAAGUUUGAGGACAUUUUUAACCAGCUGGCGGCCAAAGAGUCUGCCGAUCGGGCGUGCAUUUUUCUCAACCUGGACGAUCGCAUAGUCUAUGCGAGCGAUACGCCCGAUUCCAUCGACUACAAACCGCACCAGUUCAUUGCUGGGCGCGUUCUAAAAACCAAAGCGCCAAUCCUUCCGACCGCUCACGGGCCGUCGACUGGCCACAAUAGCAACAUGAUCGCGCUGAAGGUACAGAUGGAGAAACGGAAACAACCGCUACGGCUGCAGAUUGACAAGAAUCAAACCAUGUCCGUGCUGGUGAUUAAAUGCGCCGAAGAGCUCAAGUGUGAACCGAAGGACAUUCGGCUGUACUUUGACGGCGAGCUGGUUGGCAAUAAUGAUAAGCCAGAGGAUCUCGAUCUGGAAGGGGACGAGAUACUGGACAUUCGUUUUGUGAAGUAACCGGAUGGAAUGCGCAGAGAGCUGUGUUGUGUCUCUGUUUUUUUAUAUUAUUAUCUUGCAUUACUAGCUCCAAAUAUAUAAAGUUGUUCAAC